GCGUCACACACCUGACCGGAAGCGUCACGCGGAGCUGCGACUAUCAACACAUGAAACCUUGAAGCGUCACAAAGCUGCUUCCGCCUCCAUCACUGAGCACUGAGAGGACUGAGAGGACUAGGACUAGGACUGAGAGGACUGAGAGGACUGGGCUGUUUAACACUAGACCCUUUCAGUGCAGAGAGCGGGUCAGACUGAUGAACACAAACUGAACUUGCUCGAUCAGUCCUAUGUGUUGUCCCCGGGUCAGUGAUGAAAGCGGCGAGCUGCACCGUGAAGUCGGCCGUGCCGCUGCAGAUAGGAGACGCUGUCUCAGACACAUCUCGGCCCGGCGUCUACAUAACAGACAUCUCCCUCGCCGAGCCGCUGGACAUUCAGGAGAUCUCCUUCAAGAACUACUACACGGCGUAUCUGACGGUGCGUCUGCAGCGGAGACGGGACGCUUCUGCCGAGUGGGUGACCUGCUUGAGAAACCACUGCCUCAUGAGCAACCCGCACGCCGAGGCCGGCUCACACGACUACUUCUCCAUCCACAGACAUCAGCCGUUAAAGCAGCAUAGAUGUUCGAGAGAACGAAAGAAAGGGAAGCCGAAACCAAGCAGCAUUUGCAUCUCAUGCUGGUCGCACCAAACAGACGCCGUCCGAUUCAAAACGUUUAAAAGCUACGUACGUUUCAGGUAAGGCUACACCAUUUCGGCCAAAUUUAGCAAAGCAAAAAAAAAACAACAACGUGCGGGGAGAUUUUACCCUCGAGUCGAGAUUGCGUUUUCAUGACGACGAUUUAUAAAGAAAAACUCUUUCGUUCGCAUUUCGAAAACGAAUGGAUCUCAGAUUCACGAAAACAGCGAAAAAAAACAGUGCUGUCAAACGAUUAUUCACAUCAAGAAUUAACGUUUUUGUUUGCGUAACAUAUGUGUGUGUACUGUUUAUUACGU
This is a messenger RNA of Puntigrus tetrazona (Sumatra barb), 935 nucleotides long. Its product is annotated as nicolin-1-like. The record is from RefSeq and is a predicted model, not a curated record. Bases 253 to 681 code for a protein of 142 amino acids. Gene Ontology annotation, cellular component: nucleoplasm. Lineage: Eukaryota; Metazoa; Chordata; Actinopteri; Cypriniformes; Cyprinidae. The transcript is spliced from 4 exons.